AGAUAUCUAUCUGUCUCCAGAUGCAAUUAUACAGUGCAACUCUAAAGAAUGGACAUAAAAUAGUGCUAUUUAUAAGGGGUGUUUUUGCAUGAAGAUCGUUGGAAAGGCUUGUUCUAGGCUACUUAGCGACAGAAACAGCAGCGGCAGAAAGAGAGGCGAGAGAGAGAGGGGUGUUGGGUAAAUGAAAGUGGGUGGGCCUAACGCGAACACACACACUACCAACUUCGAUCAGGAUACAUUUAUGCAAACACUUGAUUUUUCUUCUUCCGUUAAUAGAAUUUUACGCGCGACGGUCGUUAAAGUGUGUUUUCGGUUGGUUUUGAGGGGCUUCGGGCGCGGACAACGGACUCUUCCCCGUUAUAACGGGAGGUUUGAUUGUUGCUCGAGCUUGGUACCGCCCUUCCUGGCGGGUGGGUGGUUUCGGUGCUAACCGGAGCGACGCCACAGCCCCAGCGCGAGCCAUUCGCGGAGAAAAUAGGCCGUCCUUCCCCGGUGCUUCAGCCGGCCUUUCUCCCGUAGCCUCUCCUCUCCGGUUUAUGAAUGCGUUAUGAGUGAUCAGAAGACUGAAGUGUCAGGAUCAGAAGAAGGGAAACCAGGCAAGAAAGGCAAACGUUCCGGAUCACAGGAUUCCCAGACGUCUCCUCUAGCCCUGCUGGCUGCAACCUGCAGUAAGAUAGGAGUUCAGGGAGGAGUGGAGGGACAGGUGCAGGGUGGACAGUUCCAGGGUCAUAUAGUUGUCGACGCAGCAGGUAAUCAGACUCUGGUUCAGCAGCAGAUGGAACUGGUUCCUGCCCAGUUCACUGGAAACGGCUGGCAGAUCAUCACUACUGCUCCCCAAAUGGCCAAGGACACUGCCAAUCAACCCGUCGCCGUGACGCUGGCCACCACUUCAGCCAAUGACAGUGCUCCGGCAGGUCGUAAGAUGAAGGCUGUGGGCGGGACUAACACCGUAGCAGCCAAUCAGCAGGUGCAGCAGCAGCAGUUCCAGAUCAUCCAGGUGCAAAACAUGCCGUCGUCUGGGGGUGGGGUCCAAUACCAGGUGAUCCCCCACCUGCAGACGGCCGACGGCCAACAGAUCCACAUCAGCCCCCAGACUGCAUCCCUGGGGGGCCAACAGAUCCACAUCAGCCCCCAGACUGCAUCCCUGGGCGGGCAGCACAUUCACAUCAGUCCGGCCCAGGGGGGUCUACCAGAGCAGGUCCAGCUGAUCCAGAACCAAUCCCAGACCCAGGCAAUCCUACAGCCAGCCAAUCAGCAAGCCAUCCUCACUAGUUCAGCCAAUCAGACGUUGCAGCUUCGUUCCGCCCAGUCCUUCCCGUUGCAGAUGCAGACCUUACAGGGCUCCCAGACCCAGGUCAUGACUACAGUACCCAUAAACAUCGGCGGUAUGACCCUCGCCCUGCCGGUCAUGAAUAAUUUAGCAGGGAGUGGAGCCGUGCAGCUUGUCCAAUCAGCCGAUGGUAGCUUUACCGUAGCUAACGGCAACCAGCUUGUAACGACAACUGCAGCGGCGGUGUCCGGGGCAGUUACUGUUACCGGGUCGUCUGGUGGUACUAUAACAACUGUUGCCGGGGGGGAUGGAGCGUCGACAGACGGAACACAGCUGAGUUCUGUAGCCGGGUCGGACGGAGGUACGGAGAGAGACACACAGAACCAACCCAGCGACCAGGACUCUCAGAUGGUCCAGAGUCAGGCCAACGGACUGCAGGUCCAAUCAGAUCCUCCAGGGACCAUCCAGCAGGUCAUCGUGGGACAGAUGGGCAACCAGUUGUUGCAGCAGAUCCAGAUUCAGCCACAGCAGAUCACUCAGGCCCAGAUCCAGCCACAGAACCAGUUCCAGGGCCAGCAGAUCCAAACCUUUCAGUUAGGACCAGGCGGGACCCUACAGCCCAUACAAGCCUUCCAGAACCAACAGGUUCUGAUCCGAACCCCAACCCUCUCUCCGUCGGGUCAGAUCACGUGGCAGACCCUGCAGCUCCCCGGGGGAAUGUCUGUGCCCCAGCAGCUGACCCUGGCCCCUGUGGGCGGGGGGGGGUUCAUGCAGCUGGGGGGGGCUCCCCUGACGCUGAGCACAGCCCAGAUCAACCCUGGGUCGGGGGUGCAGACAGUCAGCAUUGCCGGGCUGGGCACCACUGGGGUACAGAUGCAGGGGGUACCCCUCACCUUCACUGGACUACAGGGUCAGCCGCAGGGUCAGGAGGGAGGAGUUAAGGUCGAGCCAUCCCCGGUGACGGUAACCGCGGGUAACGUUGCGGGGUCAUCGCUUAGUCCAGACCAGAUGGGUUCUGUCCAGAGUUCAUCAGACCAAGAAGGACCGCCCAGCAAGAGGCUUCGCAGGGUGGCGUGCUCCUGUCCGAACUGUAGGGCCGGAGAGGGGAGGACCAUUGGAGACCCAUCUAAGAAGAAGCAACAUGUGUGUCACAUGGAGGGCUGUGGAAAAGUCUACGGUAAGACCAGUCACCUGAGAGCUCACCUCCGCUGGCACACAGGAGAAAGACCCUUCGUCUGCAACUGGAUCUUCUGUGGCAAGAGGUUCACACGCUCGGACGAACUGCAGAGACACAGACGGACACACACAGGAGAGAAGAGGUUUGAGUGUCCAGAGUGCAGUAAGCGUUUCAUGCGUAGUGACCAUCUCUCCAAACACAUCAAAACCCACCUGAACAAAAAGGGAGGGGCUUCUCUCGCCAUCAUCACCACCGACGACAUGGAAAAUUCUAACCAGGGCUUAGGCUCCUCCCCUCGCAUCGUAACUAUGGCGACGCUCUCCCAGGACUCCGCCCCCGCCACGCCAACGGCCUCCUCGCCGAAUCAAAUGGAGGGAGAAGAGGAGGAGGAAGAGGAGGAGUUUGAGUAGUGACCAGUGACCACUUCCUGUGAAAGGAAGAAGCAGGGAGGGCUGACUUCCAGGUUGGUCUCCAUGGUUACGCCGUGGCGGUCAGGUGGUAGAUUAUUUUUAUUAUUAUUUAUUUGUUUUUGAAACGGACUCAAACAGAAGACAAAUAUGAUUGACUGAAAAUGACAAACAGACAGAGAAAUCUGAAUCUAAACUAAUAAUUGAGUCCAACAACAGUCUAAAGGUAUGAAUUUGUAGAAUGAUGUUUAAUAACAGAACAGAGGUCAGGAGAAAAGGCACAUCUGAACUCGCACUCUAUCCCCUAUAUAGUGUACUACUUUUGGCCAGAGCCUUCUGAGUAGUUUGUUAUGUUAGGAAGAGGGUGUCAUUUUGGAUAGGUUUAUUAGACUAGCACAAAACAGUUGUAAAACAUCAAGAAGAGACAUUGGGUGUGUCCCAAAUGGCCAGGGUAACCAUUUGGAACGCAACAAUCUCUAUGCACAAAGAUGUUCUGUAACUAUGGUGAUGAGGAUGAUGAUGAAACAUGAUAUGUGGCGCGGUCUAGACUGUUGACAGACAGGUGAGAGGAGCUGGGGGGGUGUGUGUGUGUGUGUGUGUGUGUGUGUGUGUUUCAACAGGACUAUAGUUCUAGUGCAGAGGAUCUGAUAAACAGAAGAAAGACAAUACAAGGAGGAAUAGACUUCUAAAAGAGUAGAAAUAAGCAGAUUUAUAAAUGAUGCAUUCCUAGAGAGAAACGCUUGGCAUUUUAAAUAUUUGUUUCUAUAAAACUACCAAUCGAGCUUUCUUUCUCCCAACAGGCUGUUUACUGAAAGCAAUACUAUAAGACAAUCCUAGUGAAACCAUGUUUACAUUAAAGAGAGGAAAAGGAAAGGUUUAUUUUGGUAUGAAACAGCCAGUGAGCUCACAGCGUUCAAGGUAUACUGACGCCAUCAUACACAGCGGCGUGACUUCCUGCUCGAUGAUGUCAUAUUGCUGAGUGCACCUUUUAAGAUGUAGCUCUGCCAGGGUUGGUGGGUGGGUAGGACAGUGUCAGUAAGCAGCGCUUAUGUCAAGUCACCGUCACCCCCCCCCCCCCCCCUCAGACACUCAGAGCAGCAGAUAUUGUCACAUCCCGUUAAGAAUUACAGCAGUGAUGUGACUCAAUCAUCGGACCUUAAUACAUGUAGAAACUCAUAGAAAAGAUCAAUGUCUGAGAUCAAUGAGAUACAUUCCAGUAUUGAGACAUAUUCCAGAUACACAACAUGACCAAAAGUAUGUGGACACCUGCUCGUCGAACAUCUCGUUCCAAAAUCAUGGGCUUUAAUAUGGAGUUGGUCCCCCCUCUUUGCGGCUAUAACAGCCUCCACUCUUCUGGGAAGGAUUUCCACUAGAUGUUGGAACAUUGCUGCGGGGACUUGCUUCUAUUCAGCCACAAGAGCAUUGGUGAGGUCGGGCACUGAUGUUGGGCGAUUAGGCCUGGCUCGCAGUCAGCGUUCCAAAGGUGUUCGAUGGGGUUGAGGUCAGGGCUCUGUGCAGGGCAGUCAAGUUGGCGGUGCCGUUCUGUGAGUUUGUGUGGCCUACCACUUUGCCGCUGAGCCGUUGUUUCUCCUUGCAUGGCUGUGUGCUCGAUUUAAUACACCUGUCAGCAACGGAUGUGGCUGAAAUAGCCACUAAUUUGAAGGGGUGUCCACAUACUUUUGUAUAUAUAUAGUGCAUCUAUUAGUCCUAUUUCAAGUCAUUAGAGAUAAUCCAUUAACAGCAACAGAGUUCCAGUGUGAUUUGACGUUGGCGCUGCUUCCUCGGCAUUGUGAAGGCCCCCUGUGUGUGAGUCCUGGUACUACGCCUUAACACAAGCAGUAUAUACCCCCCCAUGCUCACUUCUGCUUUCUGUGUGAUGGACAGAGAGAGGAUGCAGGAAGACAAGGGGUGAUGGAGGGGAAAGAAGGGGGUUGUGGGAGGUGGGUAAUUCUAUUUGCUUUUUGACAUGUUUCUGGUGAUGUUGGUCUAUGUUAAUGUCGGUGCGUACAUAUUUUGUUCUCACAUUUUUUUGGGGGGGGCGGGUCUUUUUAUUUUCUUACCCCCCC
This is a messenger RNA of Oncorhynchus nerka (sockeye salmon), 4920 nucleotides long. RefSeq names its product transcription factor Sp4-like. The record is from RefSeq and is a predicted model, not a curated record. The transcript is spliced from 14 exons. Gene Ontology annotation, biological process: regulation of transcription by RNA polymerase II. Lineage: Eukaryota; Metazoa; Chordata; Actinopteri; Salmoniformes; Salmonidae. Gene Ontology annotation, molecular function: DNA-binding transcription factor activity, RNA polymerase II-specific; RNA polymerase II cis-regulatory region sequence-specific DNA binding. Bases 548 to 2857 code for a protein of 769 amino acids.